Messenger RNA from Artibeus jamaicensis (Jamaican fruit-eating bat), 4179 nucleotides. RefSeq names its product adenosine deaminase tRNA specific 2 (gene ADAT2). Lineage: Eukaryota; Metazoa; Chordata; Mammalia; Chiroptera; Phyllostomidae. The coding region runs from base 73 to 648 and encodes 191 amino acids. The transcript has 6 exons. Gene Ontology annotation, molecular function: tRNA-specific adenosine-34 deaminase activity; zinc ion binding. Gene Ontology annotation, cellular component: nucleus; cytoplasm. The record is from RefSeq and is a predicted model, not a curated record. Gene Ontology annotation, biological process: tRNA wobble adenosine to inosine editing.
ACGCCGAGUUCCGGGCCUGCGCUCCUCCGUCUCCAAGGCGUCUGGCGGAAAGCGCAGGGGCCCCAGCGCGGUAUGGAGGCUAAGGAGGCAUCCACGCCGGGCACCGGUGUUGGAUGGUCGGUGUCAGCGGAGGAGAUCGAGAAGUGGAUGGAGGAGGCCAUGCAAAUGGCCAAAGAAGCUCUAGAAAAUACCGAAGUCCCUGUCGGCUGCCUUCUGGUCUACAAUGAUGAAGUUGUGGGGAAGGGAAGAAAUGAAGUUAAUCAAACCAAAAACGCCACUCGACAUGCGGAAAUGGUGGCCAUCGACCAGGUCCUGGAGUGGUGUCGCGGGAGUGGCAGGAGGCCCUCCGAGGUGUUCGAGCGCACCGUGCUGUACGUCACCGUGGAGCCCUGCAUCAUGUGCGCAGCCGCGCUCCGCCUGAUGAAAAUCCCACUGGUUGUGUACGGCUGUCAGAAUGAACGCUUCGGUGGUUGUGGCUCUGUUCUAGAUAUCGCCUCUGCUGACUUACCAAACACUGGGAGAUCGUUUCAGUGCAUUCCUGGCUACCGGGCUGAGGAAGCAGUGGAAAUGUUAAAGAACUUCUACAAACAAGAAAAUCCAAAUGCCCCAAAAUCAAAGGUUCGAAAAAAGGAAUGUCAGAAAUCCUGAACUUGAGCUAAUGAAGGACUGAUGAAUGCCACUGGAUGAAAUUCUUGUACUGAAAGCUGGCGACCUCAUCGGAUCCUGUGUUAUAUAUUGUCCUUAACCCAUGGGAGAAGGAUAUCUCAUCAUUUCCUCUGUUAAAGGAACAACUUAGCACUUUUAAAAAGUCUGACAAUUGUAAUCAACUACUAGUUUUUCCAUGAGCUGAAAGACUAUUUUGAAAAGGGAAAAAUUAAAGAUUGAGGUGAUAGAAAUUAGUAAGCAGUGCAAUGCACUUCCUGCCAAAACGUUAUGCCUAGUCCUGGAGAUGCUGUGAGGAGUGAGCAUCCAGACUCAGUUGCUGGCGUGUCUGGACGGGGGGCACUCUGUGGUCACUUUGUCCACACCCGGCAUUGCAGAAGCAAGUCUGCCUUCCUUGCAGCCUCUAUGCUCUCCCAGGGCGCUGGGGGCCCGAGACUGACUUAGACAUUGUACAUCAGUUGUGUACAUGCAGAUCAUGAUUGUAUAGUCCUCAGAACAGACUUUUUACUUUUAUAAAAACACUUAGAAUAAAUGCCUAUGGUAAAACAAGUGCUAAAACCUUACUUGUGCCUUUUUGGGAGAUGGAUAGUCUUAAAAAUAGAAGAUAAAAGCACAAUUGGGACAAGUCCUUCUUUGUUCCUGAGCAACUGCACUGUGAAUCAGGGAACAAAACAGAAUCUGGCCCUGGCGGAGCAGGGACAUGGGUAACAAACGGAACAGCAUGUUAGGGGGUGACACAGAUUAUGGCAAAAAGAACGGGCAAGCCGCUGGUGGUGAGUCUGCUGGCUACACAAUUAAAUAGCAUGGUCGGUUUGAUCUGAAAUAGAAUACAGUUCUUUUUAUAAGAACCCAGAUUUAGAAUUUAAAAAUCUAAAAUGGUGAAACAUGAACACAGCCCUGGACAGGGGGCCGCGGCAGGAGCUCCCAGAUAGUGGCGCUGGCUGUUUGCCUAAGGCUGGUGCAGGUUGAAGGGCGCUUUGCAGAGCUCGGCUGCGGUGCACCGCGUCAGCCCGCCCAGUAGGGGGCCUCGCCGUUCCACCAGAAGCCUCACUCCGGCCCAGGACCUCAGCUCCUUCUCAGCUGCAUUUCUUCACUGGAUUCAUUUCCUUGAUGCAAAGCAUCUGUAUUUGUUGGUUCUGCAAUUUGAGCGAUGUCUCUGACUUGUUUGUUUUGAAUUACAUUACAGGCUGGAAUGUAAUUGUGGUGAAAGUAUUUUUAUAUUGCUGAGAGUAGCAGCUAAUCACAGUUACAUGCUUCGGAGGAUUUAUAAUUGCUUGAUUUUGUAUGUGUGUGUUUUUAACUGCAUUUGAAUUUUAUGGAGAAGAAUAGGCAUGAUUUUAAAUCUGCAAUGAUGUUACAUGUAACUUCUCUUCAAUUUCACCUGCUUUAAAAGUUAUCCUCUUAUUAAAUUUUAGUGCUUCAACUACUUCAUGCCUGCGUGCAGUUGGUCAUACUUCAUUUCUGGCUCCUUAUGGUUUCCUGCAGGCGGACUGUGUUGCGCAUGUUGUCUUCAUGUCAUUUCCUGGAGGAUUAUUUGUAGGCAGAAAUACCUGGACUCUCCUCUAGAGCGUACCACCCAGUAUGUCUGGCUAAGCCUCCGAUGUCAAGUAGGUUCUUAGUAAACGUGUUAAAUAAAAUUGUUGAUAGAAAUUUAUGAGAAUAUUUAGCAUGAAAAGCCAAAGCCAAAAGUCACAUAUGGUUAUUUUAACCCCGAGAUAGUUCCUACUGGAAGGAUCUGGAAAAUAAUAAAACUAUACACAGGGAAGGCUAGAAAAGAUUUACCAAGGUACAUGUGCUCUGUCUGUGCUGUGUUUUGGAGAAUGGGUGUUUCCUAAUUCCUAAGCUUGACUGGAAAUUUCAAUUUUGGUUAUGAUCUUCUUGAUUAUCCAGUGACUGACUUAUGGAAAAGUCUGCUAAAUUUUUGGUCUUAGACACAGUUUCCCCCUUUACUUUGUGGUGGGGGGGAGGCGGGUGUAGAAUUGGUUAGAUGGUGUGUUGCACAUCAAAGGUGGGCAACUCCAGUACUGCUACAGGAUCUUAUAGAGUCACAGACAUUAAGGCUGCGGGAUUCUCGAGGCUUCGAGACUCUGACACUGUUUUCGAGGUGGUGGUGAGGAGUCACGGAUGUCUGAUGAGGUGAUGCUGCUUUGUGAGAACCGUGUUCUCCAUCUAGUUAAAUGUGGCUUAAAAUAUCAAGAUGCUCCCAUUCAAAAGAUUGACUCCAGUUGAUUGGUACUGUUAGUGCCUGUGGAAGAGACCAGCCAAGAGACUUGCUCUGUGUAUGAAACGAUUCAGGAGACAGUUGUGGGAUGCAAGAUGGUUUUAGAAUCUCUACCCUUUUGAGAGAAACUACUGGGAAGUGAUUGCAUAUAAGUCACUGGAGUAUCCAGUGUUCGCUGGUUUUUGCAACGGACCCUGCUGCGAAUGGGCAGUAUCUGAUGCUUUGGCAGGCUUCAAUCACUGAUAAAAGACAUGUGAAAAUAUCUUUGCAUUUUCUUUUUUAUUGGCAUAAGCAUCACUUCCUGUGUUGUAUUUGGAAUAUCAUGGAGAGAAAUUAGAUAGCCAAGAACUCCAAUGUAGGCAAGAACUGUUCAUUUUUCUUAAACUCUCUAUUUGGAAAUAAUUUAAAAGUUAUAGAAAAGUACCUAUGUAUCCCUUAUUCUUCAAACCUAUGUUAACAUUUUAUACCUUUAACUUUAUUUGCUGUCUUUAUUCUCUCUUUUCCUCUAUUCAUAUUUAAUCAUUGUUCUGAACCAGUUGGUAGGAAGUUACAUGCAUGUACAUCAUGGUCCUUUAUGCUAAAUUUUUCAGUAUUUCCUAAGCAUAGGGGCAGUGUCUUAUAUAAUCACAGUACACUUAUUGACAUUAGCAAAUUUAACAUUAACACGUUACUGUUACCUAGUAUGCUGUUUGUAUUCCAGUUUUGUUAGUGACCUCAUAAUGUCCUUUAGAGAAUUUCCCCUGCCUCACCCGUGGAAUAUUAAAUCCAUUCUGGUCAGAUAUCACAUUUAAUUGUCAUGUAUCUUUAGCUGCUUUUAGUCUAUAAUAUUCCCAUGGCUUCUCUUUGUCAUCUAUGACAUUUUAAAAAUCACACAGUCCUCCUACCCUCCCCUUCAACUUUUCUUCCUUCCUUCCCUCCCUUCCCACCUUCCUUCCCUUCCUUCCUUCCAAAUAAUUGUGUUUUCCCACGAUUAGAUUUAGGUUAUGCAUUUUGGGGGAUGUGUUCUCACUGUGUCCUUUCUGGCGGAGUUCCAGAGCCAUCUUCCCUCCAUAGCGAUGCUAACUUUGGUUACCUGGUGAAGGUGUUCUCAAAUUUCUACACUAAUUAUUGUAUUUUCUCUUUGCAACAAAUAAGCAGUUUGGGGUGAGAAACAGCUGUGUGUAAAAAAAAUAUGUAUUUGACAUUGAUGGAAAAGAGGGGAAGAAGAUGAUACAAAUUUCAAAGCAACUGUUAAACUAUUUGAUUGCACAUUUUCUCUUUCAUGUUGGCCAAAAAAUUCCCUAAGAAUAUUUUAA